Molecule: messenger RNA, 1617 nt
Organism: Acromyrmex echinatior (Panamanian leafcutter ant)
Lineage: Eukaryota; Metazoa; Arthropoda; Insecta; Hymenoptera; Formicidae
Product: cytochrome P450 6a2
Molecular function (GO): iron ion binding; heme binding; monooxygenase activity
Source: RefSeq, a predicted model, not a curated record
AUGUUCGAAAUUCUCUGUACCUGCGUGGUAAUCUUAUAUUUACUUUAUUAUUAUUUGACCGCUGAUUUUGACUAUUGGACAUCAUGCGGGAUCAAUGGACCGAAACCCAUUCCGUUCUUCGGCAACAUUGUCGAAUUUUUAAUGGGCAAGAAAAACCUGAACGAUUUUUUCAAAGAAAUUUAUGACCGAUAUCCGAAAGAAUCCAUGGUGGGAGUAUUUUUGAGAGGAAACCCUGCGCUCGUCAUAAAAGAUCCAGAAUAUAUCAAACAGGUGUUGAUCAAGGAUUUCACCAUCUUUGCCGAACGACAUUCACAUGUUUAUGAAAAGGCCGUUAGAUGGCGAUCAUUAAGAACGAGGCUUUCGCCCAUCUUCACGACCGGGAAGUUGAAGGACAUGUUUCACUUGUUGCUGAACUGUUCCGACCACUUCGAGAAGUAUCUAGAUGAGAUAGUAUCUAAAGACAGUAUUGUCGAGUGCCGACAUCUGACAUCUAAAUUCACUAUUGACGUGAUCGGAUCGUGCGUUUUCGGUCUCGAGAUGAACGCAUUGAAAGAAGAGAAUAAUCAGUUUCAGCGUAUGGGCCGUAAGAUAUUUCGCUCUACUCCAAAAGUCAUGAUUAGAAAUACACUUAAAGAAAUACCGUGGUUCUACAAGAAUUUCGGAUAUUUCUUUGACGAUCAUGACGUGACCAAAUUCAUGACAGAUAUUACCCGAGAAACUAUAGAAUACAGGAAGCGGAACAAUGUGCAUCGAAACGAUUUCAUCAAUGUACUUAUCGACCUCAAAGAUAAUCCUGGCAAAUUGGGCGUUAAUAAUGUAACGGAUGAAUUCAUUGCUGCCCAAUUGUUCGUAUUUUUCGCGGCUGGUUUCGAGACAUCUUCUAUUACGAUGUCUCUUGCAAUGUAUGAACUAGCGCAGAAUCAAUCAAUUCAAGAAAAAGUUCGAAAGGAGAUUAAAGAAGUCCUUGACAGUACUGACGGAGUAAUAUUAUAUGAUAACAUCAAGAAAAUGAACUAUUUGGAAAAGAUUUAUCAAGAGGUUCUUAGGAAAUAUCCACCAGUAACGUUUCUAAUGAGGCAACCUACAAAGAAUUAUACUUUCGAGGGGACUAAGAUCACUCUACGAAAAGGGCAAGUUGUGAUUAUACCCAAUUAUGCUAUUCAACAUGAUCCGAAUAUUUAUCCAGAUCCGGAAGUUUUUGAUCCUGAACGAUUUAGCGAGGAAAAUGUAAAACAGAGGAAUCCUAUGUAUUAUUUACCUUUCGGAGAUGGUCCAAGAAAUUGUAUUGGUAAAAGAUUUGCCACUAAUCAGACCAAGGUUGGUUUAAUUAAAGUGCUGAUGAAUCAUAAAAUAGAUGUUUGUGAAAUGACUCAGAUUCCACUUAUCCAUAGUCCAUGGACCAAUUUCUUGUUCCAAAUAACUCAUGGCGUAUAUGUAAAAUUGACCAAACUCGACUAAUAUAUAAUUUGUAAGUAUUGUAUGCUACAUGUAUACCUGUACAUUUAUAAGUUAAUCAAACAAUACAAAAUGACAUUAUGUAUUCCAUUGUAACGUUUAUGUAAUAUUCAUAGUACACAUUUACACUACAUAUUAAUGUAGGUUAACUUUACUCUCAGU